Angiostrongylus costaricensis is the source of this 450-nucleotide messenger RNA. The record is from the annotation of a GenBank genome assembly. Lineage: Eukaryota; Metazoa; Nematoda; Chromadorea; Rhabditida; Metastrongylidae.
AUGUUGAACCAACCGCUUGAUAACAACGUUAUCAUAAAACUCGUUGUUGAUGAGCAACAACUGCAAUGUACUGGCUUCGAUUUAGUUUUCAAAGUAGUGUUUAGGACGACUCUUCAUCGUGCACUUCAUGAAUGGAGCUCUGUUUCUGCAGUUCGUUUCGAUGAGGUUCCCGGCAGAGCUGACAUCGUUAUCGGCUUCGAACGCGGUCAUCAUGAGGACGCAUUCCCGUUUGACGGCAAAGGUUACUACUCAGAUGGUCGGCUUCAUUUCGACGCAGACGAAGACUGGAGUUUGAACUCGUCACAAGGAGUGAACCUAUUUCAGACUGCAGUACAUGAGAUCGGUCACCUCUUGGGUCUGGAGCAUUCGGUCGAUCCACGUGCGGUGAUGUUUGCAGCUAGACGACCGUAUAAUCCGGACUUUACGCUUGGUGAGUGUUUGAAAUGUUAG